AUGUCGUAUAAUACCACCACCACUCCGCAAACUCCUCCUCUACGGCCUAUCCACUUUCCCGACGCCAAAUCAAAACCCCAGCUUCGCAUUGUUGAUACCUCUAUCAACCCGGAUGAGGCUCAUUGCCUUGACGAAGACGACAUCGACAACCAGCCAUGCUCACCACCCCAGUCACCGGUAUCAUCGUCCCCUUGGGAAGACGCCUCCGCCGCCUCAACAUCCGCCAGCAUUCCGUCCACCCCCACAACUCAAGUCAGCAUUCACGAACCUCUACUCUCCCAACAUGCCUCCAGCAAAUCUCAAACUGUAUUAUCCGAACCCAUCACCAAAGAGAUCAAGAUCCCUUCUGAAUCUUUCGGCGGCCCCAUCACUCCCUUACCGCCGCAAUGGAACCUCCGUGGAGACAUUUACACCUUUUCCUUCUGGACCUCGCCGAAAGCUGCCCGCUCUCUUCCCGAACACGCUUACUCUCCCCUCGAGGGAGUCACCUCUUUCGCCGAUGAAGCCUACAGCCGUCCUGCUGGCGGGCUGAGCAUGAUCCAGAUCCUGAGCUACAGGGAUUCGCCUAUAGGCCCUUACGACGAGAUGUUGGUUGCGCCGGGUAGUUUUGACUGGGAGAGGACCGAAGCAGAUGGCAAGAAGACGAGGGGAUGCAACCCAAAGAUUACGAGGAUAUACGUGUCAACGCCAAACAGCUGCUUCAAUGGGAGGACGAACUGGAACGUCCCCAAACAUCUCGCCAAAUUCGUCUGGGACCACCACGCCGACGGCACCACCACCAUCAAAAUCUACCCCCACGACGACCCGUCCAACCCAGACGAGUCCCAGCCCAGCUCCAGGCCGCUAUUCCAAACGACCUUCAAGCCAAUGUCCCUCGUCCCGCGCUUCCCCUUCGCCACCAGCUGGGCCGACCGCCUCGGCUUCAACACCACGCUCGUCAUGCCCCCCCUGCCCGCGGGCAACGGCACCUACGGCGAGCUCCCCAGCACCAACCGCUGGAUCAAGCUCGAGACGAAGCAGUACUGCAGCCGCAGCACCGCGGGCUGGUACGACAUUGCGCAGCCGGACGGCGGCGCCGGCUGUGGCGGGAUUGAGAAUUUCCUGCCGUGGCUGGGGAGGUGGCAGGUUGGCGUCAAGAUGGAGGAUGCCUUCCUGUCGUUUGAUGUCCCCCAGGAGGCGUGGGAGAAGGGGGAUAAGCUGGAUGACGCGACGACAACAUCUGACGACAAGAACGAAGACGAUGACGGAAAAGAAGAAGAAUUACGCAAUAAGCCGGAGGCAGGGAAAUGGAAUACCUCCUUCUUGCACGACUACUUUACAUAA
This is a messenger RNA of Trichoderma asperellum CBS 433.97, 1323 nucleotides long. RefSeq lists its product as uncharacterized. The record is from RefSeq and is a predicted model, not a curated record. NCBI's taxonomy places the organism in Eukaryota, Fungi, Ascomycota, Sordariomycetes, Hypocreales, Hypocreaceae.